Messenger RNA from Ustilago hordei, 1701 nucleotides. Its product is annotated as putative GAP1 - amino acid transport protein. Gene Ontology annotation, molecular function: amino acid transmembrane transporter activity. The transcript has a single exon. Gene Ontology annotation, cellular component: membrane. Gene Ontology annotation, biological process: amino acid transmembrane transport. The record is from RefSeq and is a predicted model, not a curated record. Lineage: Eukaryota; Fungi; Basidiomycota; Ustilaginomycetes; Ustilaginales; Ustilaginaceae. The coding region runs from base 1 to 1701 and encodes 566 amino acids.
AUGGGUGCUUGGACAAAUUUCAAGGACGGCUUCAAGCCCGAGGUCUCUGACGAGACCGCCUCCGACUCAUCCCCCGCUUAUGGCGAGAAGGACUCCAAGGAGUACGAGUCCAACGCUGUUGCCGGUUUCCGUGACCCCAGCGCUGAGGGUGGCCUGAAGCGCAACCUUCACGGUCGUCAUGUUCAGUUCAUUGCCCUUGGUGGUUCUAUUGGUACCGGUCUCUUCAUCGGUUCCGGUGGCGCCCUUGCCACUGGUGGUCCUGGUUUCCUCAUGAUCGAUUUCGCCCUUAUCGGUGUCAUGCUUCUCAUGGUCGUCAUGGCUCUCGGUGAGCUUGGUGCUAUCUUCCCCGUCGCUGGUUCCUUCGCUGCCUACUCUACUCGUUUCAUUGACCCCGCCGUUGGUUUCGCCAUGGCUUACAACUACUGGCUCCAGUGGCUCAUUGUCCUUCCUCUCGAACUUGUCGCCGCCUCUAUCGUCAUCGUUUACUGGGAUCCCAACGAGACCGUUCCUAAAGGUGUAUGGAUCACAAUCUUCCUUAUCAUCAUCACUGUCAUCAACCUCUUCGGUGUCCGAGGUUAUGGUGAGUUCGAAUUCUUUGGCUCCCUCAUCAAGGUUCUCGCUGUCAUCGGUUUCAUCAUUGCUGGUGUUGUUAUCAACGUUGGUGGUGGUCCCGACGGCAAGUACUACGGCUUUGACACAUGGAGCAACCCCGGUGCCUUCAACAACGGCUUCAAAGGUUUCGCCUCCGUCUUCGUCACGGCCGCUUUCGCCUUUGCCGGUACCGAGCUCAUCGGUCUUGCUGCCGCCGAGACCCACAACGCACGAAAGGAGAUCCCCAAGGCCGCCAAGCAGAUCUUCAUGCGUGUUAUCAUCUUCUACGUCGUCUCGCUCCUCAUCGUUACCACCCUCGUCCCCUCUGACAACGAACGUCUUGGAAGUGGUUCAUACGAUGCUAGGGCUUCACCUUUCGUUAUCGCCUUUAACAACGCCGGCAUCAAGGUUCUGCCUUCGAUAAUGAACGCCGUUAUCCUCAUAUCCGUCCUUUCCGUCGGUAACUCUGCUGUUUACGCCGCUUCCCGUACCCUCCAGGCCAUGGCUACCAUAGGGCAGGCUCCCAGCUUCUUCAACUACAUUGACCGACAGGGACGCCCUCUUCCGGCCGUUGGAAUCUCGCUCAUCUUCGGUCUUCUCGGCUACCUGAUCUACGCCGGCGACAACGCCCGCAACCUCGUUUUCAACUGGCUCCUUGCCAUCUCGGGUCUCUCGACCAUCAUUAGCUGGCUAUGCAUUUGCAUUUCCCACGUCCGCUUCCGAAUGGCUUGGGCUCGUAACGGUCACACUCUCGAGGAACUUCCUUGGAAGUCACCUUUCGGCGUCUGGGGUUCCGUCUACGGUGCCUUUUUCAACGUCCUCGUCAUUGUCUUCACCUUCUACACCUCCGUAUUCCCCAUUGGCGAAGGCGAGAUGUCCAAGUCCGACCGUGUCAACGCUUUCUUCCAGGGCUUCAUCUCGGUCCCCGUUGUUGUCCUUGUCUUCCUCAUCCCCUACAAGCUCAUCAAGCGCACCAGGUUUGUCAAGAUCGACGAGAUCGACAUUAGCACUGGCCGUCGCGACCCCGUCCCCGUUGAGGUUCUCCGUCGCGAGCGCGAGGAGGAGAAGGCCAAGCCCCUCUACAAUCGUGUUUGGAACUUCUUCUUCUAG